CCGCGGAGCACUGCGGUGCGUUCCUCGCUUCCUUGAGUGUUGGCCCAGGGUCGAAGAGAAGAUGGUGCUGGAUCUGGAUUUGUUUCGGGUGGAUAAAGGGAGGGACCCAGCCCUCAUCCGAGAGACGCAAGAGAAGCCCUUCAAGGACCCGGGGCUAGCGGACCAGCUGGUGAAGGCAGACAGCGAGUGGCGACGAUGCAGAUUUCGGGCAGACAAUUUGAACAAGCUGAAGAACCUGUGCAGCAGGACAAUCGGAGAGAAAAUGAAGAAAAAAGAGCCCGUGAGAAAUGAUGAGUCCAUUCCGGAGAAUGCACUAAACUUCGAUGACCUCACCGUAGACACGUUAGCUAACCUGAAAGUCUCACAGAUCAAAAACGUCUGGCUCCACAUUGAUGAAGCCAUCCUGAAGUGUGAUGCUGAGCGGAUCAAGUUGGAGGCAGAGCGAUUUGAGAACCUUCGUGAGAUCGGGAACCUUCUGCACCCCUCCGUGCCCAUCAGCAACGAUGAGGAUGCAGAUAACAAAGUCGAGAGGAUUUGGGGUGAUGGCACGGUCAGGAAGAAGUACUCGCACGUGGACCUGGUGGUGAUGGUAGAUGGCUUUGAAGGAGAGAAGGGAGCUGUGGUGGCUGGGAGUCGGGGGGACUUCCUGAAGGGGGUCCUGGUAUUCCUGGAACAGGCACUUAUUCAGUACGCCCUUCGCACCUUGGGAAGUCGGGGUAACAUGCCCAUUUACACCCCGUUUUUCAUGAGGAAGGAGGUCAUGCAGGAGGUGGCACAGCUCAGCCAGUCUGAUGAAGAGCUUCAUAAGGUGAUCAGCAAAGGCAGCGAAAAGUCCCACGAAAACUCCUAUGACGAGAAGUACCUGAUUGCCACCUCAGAGCAGCCCAUCGCUGCCCUGCACCGGGACGAGUGGCUCCGGCCAGAGGACCUGCCCAUCAAGUACGCCGGCCUGUCCACCUGCUACCGGCAGGAGGUGGGCUCCCAUGGCCGCGACACACGUGGCAUCUUUCGGGUCCAUCAGUUUGAGAAGAUUGAACAGUUCGUGUACGCAUCCCCCCACGACAACAAGUCCUGGGAGAUGUUUGAAGAGAUGAUUACCACCGCAGAGGGGUUCUACCCGUCUCUGGGCAUUCCUUACCACAUCGUGAACAUCGUCUCAGGUUCUUUGCAUCACGCUGCCAGCAAGAAGCUUGACCUGGAGGCCUGGUUUCCGGGCUCGGGAGCCUUCCGUGAGUUGGUCUCAUGUUCUAAUUGCACGGAUUAUCAGGCUCGCCAGCUCCGAAUCCGAUAUGGGCAGACCAAGAAGAUGAUGGACAAGGUGGAAUUUGUCCCCAUGCUCAAUGCCACCAUGUGCGCCACCACGCGCACCGUCUGCGCCAUCCUGGAGAACUAUCCGACGGAGAAGGGCAUUAUCGUGCCUGAGAAACUGAAGGAGUUCAUGCCGCCAGGACUCCAAGAACUGAUCCCCUUUGUGAAGCCUGAGCCCUUCGACCAGGAGCCGUCGAAGAAGCAGAAGAAGCAACACAAGGGCGACAAAAGGAAAGCAGCCGGGAGAGAAGUCACCCUGGAAAACCGGCUGCAGAACAUGGAGAUCGCCGAUGCCUGGGCACCCUGCCCCGCUGGCCAGGCUCUCGUGUCUGUCCACCAGGGUCGCGGGGCCUGCCCUAAGCAGGGAAGCCUAGCACCCACUCGUCUUCCUGCCCCCCUCUGACUGCACAGCCGAAAGGGAACAGUCUACCACCUAGACACAGAUGUCCCCAUCUCCUCGUAUGGGCACAGGAGCUCACCGUGAUGACAGAUGCAACCCUGUAAUAAACCGUCUCGGGAG
Molecule: messenger RNA, 1828 nt
Organism: Carlito syrichta (Philippine tarsier)
Lineage: Eukaryota; Metazoa; Chordata; Mammalia; Primates; Tarsiidae
Product: serine--tRNA ligase, cytoplasmic-like
Exons: 1
Coding region: 62-1711 (549 amino acids)
Biological process (GO): seryl-tRNA aminoacylation
Cellular component (GO): cytosol
Molecular function (GO): tRNA binding; serine-tRNA ligase activity; ATP binding
Source: RefSeq, a predicted model, not a curated record